This is a messenger RNA of Entamoeba invadens IP1, 579 nucleotides long. RefSeq names its product SH3 domain containing protein. Gene Ontology annotation, biological process: actin cortical patch localization; plasma membrane tubulation; endocytosis. The transcript has a single exon. The annotation marks the transcript as partial. Lineage: Eukaryota; Evosea; Mastigamoebida; Endamoebidae. The record is from RefSeq and is a predicted model, not a curated record. Gene Ontology annotation, molecular function: protein binding; lipid binding. Gene Ontology annotation, cellular component: actin cortical patch; mating projection tip; Rvs161p-Rvs167p complex.
CGAGAUCUUUAUAAUUACUUGAAAACAGAGAUCAUUGAUGACGUCAAUAAAUUAACUUCUUCCUCUGAUGAAGUGGUGAGUCCGAUAGCUGGGACUUUAUUAGUGAGUUACACCGACUACUUAAAUUUAAUUAACGAAAAUUGGGGACUCAAUUCUCAAGCAGCUGGCAAUUUCAAGGUAUGUGCUGUUGAUCCCACUACCGUUAUAACCCCCGGUGAAUCUUCAAUGGUUAUCGAUGCCAAUGUCUUCUCCAAGAAGUCUGGCGAUGUAUCCAGUGGAACAUAUGAGCCUUCAGAGUUCGAGAAGAGUCCACAGACUUCGACUCCUAUGCAAAGUAGUGUGCCUAAGAGUGCAAAUGGUACUCCGCAAAGAAGAGCAGCACCACCACCUCCACAACGUGGGGGGCCCAAGAAAGAGCGAGUGAGAUGUGGUUUUGAUUAUACUGCUCAAGAACAAGGCGAGUUAACUUUCAAAGAAGGGGAUAUUAUAACGGUUAUGAAAAAAGAAGGGGAUUGGUGGAUGGGGGAGUUAAAUGGUGUCCAAGGCUAUUUCCCAUCAAAUUAUGUUUCACCCGCUUAA